Monodelphis domestica (gray short-tailed opossum) is the source of this 2331-nucleotide messenger RNA. The record is from RefSeq and is a predicted model, not a curated record. NCBI's taxonomy places the organism in Eukaryota, Metazoa, Chordata, Mammalia, Didelphimorphia, Didelphidae.
AUGAGGCAAACCAAAGGCCAAAGAGGCUGUGACACGACCAAGGACACCCCAACAGAUCCAAGACACACAGCCUUUGCCCCUCCUGAAAGGGCUGCAUUUAAGCCGACGGUUUCCCAUUGUCCCUUGCCGGUUCCUUUUGCUAUCUGUGAAACUGACCAAAUCUUUUUGCCUCCCAGUUGUAACGAGCUUCAGUACUCACAGUAUGCAUCUACCUGCGACAACGUGCAUAUCCAGAAGAUGCAAGGAGACGGCUACUGCCUGAAACUCACCGACAUGAAGGGCUUUUUCCAGCCCUGCUACGGGCUGCUGGACCCCCUUCCCUUCUACGAGUCCUGCUUCCUGGAUGGCUGUUACAACCACAAGAAGUUCCAGCUGUGCGGGUCCCUGGCUGCCUACGGAGAGGCCUGCCGCUCAUUCGGCAUCCUCAGCACCGAGUGGAUUGAGAAGGAGAAUUGCUCAGGAGUGGUUGAAGAUCCCUGUGUGGGGGCCGACUGUCCCAACCGUAGCUGUGAGUUGGAUAAUGGUGGAGAACUAUGUGGUUGCAUUGAACCUCCACCCUACGGAAACAACUCACAUGACAUCAUUGAUGCCGAGGUAACCUGCAAGGCUGCUCAGAUGGAAGUCUCCAUAUCCAAGUGCAAACUCUUUCAGCUUGGCUUUGAGAGAGAGGGAGUGAGGAUCAAUGAUCGGCAUUGCUCAGGCAUUGAGGGGGAAGAUUUCAUCUCCUUUCAGAUCAACAACACCAAAGGGAACUGUGGCAACAUCGUGCAGUCAAAUGGUACCCAUAUCAUGUACAAAAACACAGUCUGGAUCGAGAGUGCCAAUAAUACUGGCAACAUCAUCACGAGGGAUCGCACAAUCAACGUGGAGUUCUCUUGUGCUUAUGAACUGGACAUCAAAAUCUCCUUAGAUUCAGUUGUCAGACCAAUGCUGAGUGUGAUUAACCUGACCGUCCCAACUCAAGAAGGCAGCUUCACCACCAAGAUGGCUCUAUACAAGAAUGCCUCCUACAAGCAUCCCUACCGGCAGGGUGAGGUAGUGUUGACCACUCGGGAUGUGUUAUACGUGGGAGUCUUCGUGGUCGGGGCAGACUCCACACACCUGAUCCUGACACUGAAUAAAUGUUACGCCACCCCUUCCCGGGACAGCAAUGAUAAGCUCAGAUACUUCAUCAUUGAAGGAGGGUGUCAGAAUAUUAAAGAUAACACCAUCGGCAUUGAAGAGAAUGGUGUGUCUCUCACCUGUCGCUUUCACGUCACGGUCUUCAAAUUCAUCGGGGACUAUGAUGAAGUUCACCUUCACUGUGCGGUGUCACUCUGCGAUUCAGAAAAAUAUUCCUGCAAAAUAAACUGCCCACAGAAUUCCAGGAUUGCCACAGAUUACACAAAAGAACCCAAAGAACAGAUCAUUUCAGUGGGACCUAUUAGGAGGAAAAGGCUAGAUUGGUGCGAAGACAAUGGUGGCUGUGAGCAGAUUUGUACAAGUAGAGUGGAUGGACCUCUGUGCAGCUGUGUGACAGGGACCCUGCAAGAAGAUGGCAAGAGUUGCAGAGCCUCUAAUUCUUCCAUCGAACUCCAAGUCUGGAUCUCCCUCCUCAUCCUGACCCAGAUUUCACUAUGGCAUUUGGUGUAUAAAUCAGGCACAACCUCAUAAUUAACUCAAGGUUUCUAUUUAAAGUACUGUAAUUUACUUACUUCAACUCCUUGUAGGAUUAAAAGUGUGUGCCCCUAAGUCAAAACCCAUCCAGAAGUAUUCAGCCUCUCAAGGCUGAAAAUGAAGCAAAACGGAGUGUCUGAAGCUAGGGAAAUUCCAGGCGAUUUGGGUGAGCGAGCACACCCUGGUGCUACUAAAUGCCAAUUGUGGAAAGCGUCCAUCUUGCCUGAAAUUUCUUCUUGGUCACUUCAAAAACUUUGGCUCCCUCCACUCAAGAAGUAUUGGGGAUGGGGGAGGAGGGAAAUGAAGGAAGCGAAUGAAAACCACACCACUGUUGAGAGAAGGGCAAAAACCCAUGCAGUCGUCCACACGAAGCCUUUUUCCAGGUCACAGUUUUACAGUUGACAAUGUCAGGAGGACCUGUGGGAUUCUAAGGGAUCUAUAAAGUGUUUGGAAGUGGUCGAUCUGGGCACCAUCAAAGACCUGUCAUGUUCGCCUCCUCUAGAACACCGCCCUUCCCCUUGCCAGGGCAGCUUUGACCACUGACUGGGUUUAUCUUUUGCAGACCUGGGGAUUCCCCUCCCACCACCCCAAAUCCACUCUGUUCUCUUUUAUAAAGCAACCAAAUAAUUUAAUGUGUUUUGUGCUUCAAUAAACUUUUGUGUUCAAGUAUUCUCA